Lodderomyces orthopsilosis Co 90-125 is the source of this 654-nucleotide messenger RNA. It is a transcript of the gene ERG2, whose product is annotated as C-8 sterol isomerase. Gene Ontology annotation, biological process: ergosterol biosynthetic process. NCBI's taxonomy places the organism in Eukaryota, Fungi, Ascomycota, Pichiomycetes, Serinales, Debaryomycetaceae. The transcript has a single exon. Bases 1 to 654 code for a protein of 217 amino acids. Gene Ontology annotation, cellular component: endoplasmic reticulum. The record is from RefSeq and is a predicted model, not a curated record.
AUGAAGUUACUAUUCUACGGGUUGGUUCCUAUCGCCCUCUAUGCUGUGUUCAAUUACUUGUUCCAUACCUGGUUACCAACAAAUUACAAAUUUGAUAAAGUCGUGUUGCAAAAUUUAGUACAGGAUGUAUUAAAAGACCACCCAGAUGGAAAUGCCACGGCGAUAAUGAUUGAUUUAGCACCCAGAAUCAAACAAGAAUACCCUGAUCUUGUCACUGACUUAAACUUUGAUGAUUGGUUUUACAAUAAUGCCGGCGGAGCAAUGGGUCAAAUGACAAUUUUGCAUGCAUCGAUAUCGGAAUACUUGAUCUUUUUCGGUACCGCAGUUGGAACAGAGGGGCAUACUGGUGUUCAUUUCGCUGAUGAUUAUUUUACCAUAUUAAGUGGUGAACAAAGAGCCGCUUACCCGGGUCGUUUAGAACCAGAAGUUUAUAAGCCUGGAGAUCAACAUCAUUUACCUAAAGGUCAUGUUAAACAAUACGCUAUGCCUGGUGGAUCAUUUGCGUUGGAGUUGGCUCAAGGUUGGAUCCCUGCAAUGUUACCUUUUGGUCUUUUAGAUACUUUAAGUUCGACAUUGGAUUUCUACACAUUCUAUUUGACAUCUUACUACACUGCUAAAGAUAUGAUUAGAAAUUUGUUAAACGGAAAAUUUUGA